Molecule: messenger RNA, 2465 nt
Organism: Haplochromis burtoni (Burton's mouthbrooder)
Lineage: Eukaryota; Metazoa; Chordata; Actinopteri; Cichliformes; Cichlidae
Gene: srfbp1
Product: serum response factor binding protein 1
Exons: 3
Coding region: 155-1792 (545 amino acids)
Biological process (GO): maturation of SSU-rRNA
Cellular component (GO): nucleus; 90S preribosome
Source: RefSeq, a predicted model, not a curated record
GUUCUGGCCUGCCAUCUAUCAGUCUAUAGGAAAGGCCAUGCUAUUUUGAAAUUGCGAGCCGUGGUUGAAUCGUGUGUGGCUUUUCCGGUCCGGGGACUCGUUUUGUUUGCUGCUAACGGUUUCCACUGACGUGUUUAAAUUUAGCCCCCGGUGUAUGGCAGACAAAGCACAGAUGAUGCUGCACAAAAUGGAGAAAAUGGUGCCGUCCGCUGAGGACGAAGAGAAGGAGAUGGAGGGAGAGACAGAUGAAGAUGAGGAAGAAGAAACAGAAGAGGAAGAAGAAAGAAGUGAGAGGGAAGAAGAUGAGGAAAAAAAGGAGCAGGAAAAGAAUCCCUUACCUGAUCAUGAUGAGGAGAAAAAGGAGGCAGAUGUGCUGAACCUCAACAACGAGGUGGUGAAGAUGAGGAAGGAGGUGAAGAGGGUCAGGGCAUUGAUCAUAAGGAAGCUGACACGUCAGAUUGGCGUGCUGAAGAAGAAGAAGGGGAACGAGACCGAGAUGGAGAGGAAUCAGAGGAGAGCCGCCAGACUUCUGGAAGAGAUUCACGACAUGAAGAACCUCGUACCCGAUCAGGUGACCAAGACCGCCUUACAGAAGAAUCUCAGCUUUGAGCAGGUUUGCAAGAACCCCAAGUCUACCAUAUCUGACCGGGCCAUCGCUCGCAUCGCCACCCACCCUCAAUUCAGCAGGAAGAUUGAGAACAUCAAAGCAGCUGUAAAAGCCUUCAAAGAGGAGCGGACGAAGAGCAGGAAGCGAGGAGGAAAGGAAAAAGUGCAAACUCAAGGGAAGGCAGUGGAAGGAAAGGUGACUCUGCAGUUACAAGAGAAAAAGGAGGGAAAAGAGGAGCUUAGGGAAAACAGUGAGGAGGAACGGCUUAAAGAGAGUGAAGAUGGAGCUGUUGCCGAAGUCGGAGAAGAAACGGAGAAAGGUGGAACUUCUGAUGAUCACGCACAAAAAAAGACAGAGCCUAAGAGUGUUAGAGCAGCACCAGGAAAAACUAGUGACAUAAAGGAGAUUGUGAAAAAUAAACCUCCAGUUAAAAAAGAGAAACCCAUUAUCCAGGCUGAGCCAGCUGAGGAAGAGAGCGAUUUAGAGUCAUUCGGUGAUGAAGAGAAAGAGUACUUUGAUGACAGCACGGAGGAACGGUUCCACAAGCAGUCAUCGCAGUCGGAGGAGAGCGAUGAUGAUGACGGCUUCUUUGUAGGAAAAGUGAGCAAAUUCAAGAAGAAAAAGAAAAAGCCAAAAGACGAAAGUAUGGAGAAGAUGGCGGCGGAUAAGAGAGCUGAGGCAGGAAAGGACUCUGCUGAGAACGUGUCUUUGGACAAGCUCGAGAAUCAACUCAAUGAGCUUGAAUCUAGGCUGAAAUCAAAAGCGACCAAGCUGGAGUCUCUCUUCUGUCCUUCUCUGGCUGGGACCAAGGCAGCUGGGGGUAGAGGUGCUGGCAGAGGGAAAGGUGGAGAUAAAUUUAGGAAACACAAUAAAGAUUUCAAUAAACAGCCCAAGUUCCAGAAGCCGGAGAAAAGUUCAGGGUCUAAGUACAGCAAGCCCUACCCCGAUGGCAAACACCCCGAGUCUGAGGAUAAGGGCUUUGCUACCGCUAGCAGAGGAAGGAGACAAGGCAGAGGCGAUGUUCUGAGACAAAAAGAUCACAGGGGAGGAGGUGUCUUCUCACAUCGGGCACCACAGCAGGCACUGCAUCCAUCCUGGGAGGCCAGUAAGAGAAGGAAGGAGCAGCAAGGACAAAUCCUGGCCUUCCAGGGGAAGAAGAUCAAGUUUGGUGAUGAUGAUGACUGAAAGUUGUUGGCUGUUUGUGUAAAGUUUAAAGUUCAGGGAUGAUGUGUUGGAAGGUUUAAACUCUAAGAUGCAACCUGUUCUGUGAUAGCUUUGUCAGUGCGCAGCAGUUUAAGCAGUGCAUUCAUUCUAUGGCUGCACUAUGGUAACGGGACAAAUUUGAAUGUAGGACACUGGGAAGCUGUUUUUUGUGUAUUUGAACGUGUGCACAUUUCAGGUUUUCUGUCCUUUUAAUUCCAGCGAUGGUUUUGUGAUUAUGUUAUCCACUUUUUUUAAGUCCUUCAUUAUUAGACAUGUUUGAAUAAUACAGUUGUAAUCUUGACAGAAGCAUAUUGUGCCAUUUUUUUGCUGUAAAGUUUUUAUCUACAAUAUUGUGUAAAUGUCUUGAGCCACCACUCAUUUCAGUACAUUUUCCUUCCAAAGAGACAGACUUGUAGGUUUUUUUUUUAAUGUAGUUCUGACCGGUAGUUUAUUUUUGUACAUUGGCUUCUUCUUCACCCAUUUUCAGUCCAGUCCUUGUACCUGACCGCUUUAUAGAGGAAUGUAUUUUCUCUCUCGCUCUUUUGUUAAGCUGCUUAACACUGAUUUAUGACUCAUUCAAGCAUAAAAAAGACACCUAACUCAGUGUUCUGCCUACACAACUGACAUCUGAGUAAAGAACCAAUUUUAAAUUGUA